Pleuronectes platessa (European plaice) is the source of this 2926-nucleotide messenger RNA. It is a transcript of the gene sox5, whose product is annotated as SRY-box transcription factor 5. Lineage: Eukaryota; Metazoa; Chordata; Actinopteri; Pleuronectiformes; Pleuronectidae. Gene Ontology annotation, biological process: positive regulation of chondrocyte differentiation; cell fate commitment; regulation of transcription by RNA polymerase II. Gene Ontology annotation, molecular function: RNA polymerase II cis-regulatory region sequence-specific DNA binding; DNA-binding transcription factor activity, RNA polymerase II-specific. Gene Ontology annotation, cellular component: nucleus. Bases 238 to 2604 code for a protein of 788 amino acids. The record is from RefSeq and is a predicted model, not a curated record. The transcript is spliced from 15 exons.
CCCAGCUUACAGCCAGGGAGGGAGAAGAGGAGGGACAGAGGCAGAGAGAGAGAAAGAGAGAGAGGGUGUGAGGCUGGAAGUGUGUGAGUAAAGAGAGAGAGGGAGAGAGAGAGUGAGAGAGAAAGAGAAAGAGAGAGAGAGAAGCAGCAGUGCGUUGGAGAGGUUGAAGGAUCACUUCUAUCCCGUCUUGUCUUUGGGAGACUAACCUUGUUCAUCUGAGCGCUGUGGGACUGUUUUAUGUUGUUGUUGUCGAGAGAGACGGACCCUUACUCCAGCAUGCUCACUGAGCCUGAGCUACCUCAGGAGUGUAACAGGAUGUCUUCCAAGCGACCAGCCUCUCCAUAUGGGGGGACAGAUGGAGACAUAACCAUGGCAACCAGCAGACAGCGAAUGGAGGAUGAUGAGAGCGAGGGACUGGGCGGUGUCAUCCACCUCCCCCUGGUCUCCUACUGCAGCAAAGUGUCCCCUCGUUCGCCCGCCAACCGCAGCUUGGACAGCCCCACCAACAUGGACCAGGACGGCACUAAGAGGAGCUCUCUGAGUCCUUUCCCCCAGCACAAUUCUACCUCACCGGGCAAAGAAGAAGGCGGAGGGGGUGGACGGGCCUGCAGCGACGGGGGCUCCUCCGCGGGCGCCCUGGGAACCCCAGAGAGACGCAAGGGCAGCCUGGCAGACGUGGUGGACACACUGAAACAACGCAAGAUGGAGGAGCUGAUCAAGAACGAGCCAGAAGAGGCCCCCAGCAUUGAGAGGCUGUUGUCGAAGGACUGGAAGGAUAAACUUUUGGCCAUGGGCUCAGGGCACAUUGGAGAAAUUAAAGGUACUCCAGACAGCCUGGCGGAGAAAGAGCGCCAGCUCAUGGGCAUGAUUGGUCAGCUGAGCAGCCUGAGGGAGCAGCUCCUGGCGGCCCAUGAAGAGCAGAAGAAGCUGGCCGCCUCGCAGAUGGAGAAGCAGAGGCAACAGAUGGAGCUUGCCAAGCAGCAACAGGACCAGAUUGCCCGGCAACAGCAGCAGCUUCUGCAGCAGCAACACAAAAUCAACCUCCUGCAGCAGCAAAUCCAGCAGGUCCAGGGCCAGCUCCCUCCGCUGAUGAUUCCCGUCUUUCCCCCGGACCAGAGGACACUGGCGGCUGCCGCAGCCCAGCAAGGCUUCCUCAUGCCCCCUGGCUUCAACUACAAGCCUGGCUGCAGUGACCCCUACCCUCUUCAGCUCAUCCCCACAACGAUGGCUGCUGCCGCUGCUGCUGCUGCUGCCACACCUGGCCUUGGAUCCCUACAGCUCCAGCAGUUUUAUGCCGCUCAGCUGGCGGCAAUGCAGGUCUCCUCAGGGGCCAAGCAGCACGGAGGCAGCAUGCAGUCCCAAGCUCACCUGGGCAGACACUCCCCACCCAGCAACACACACUCCCACAGUGACAAAGGGCGCAGCUCCCCACAACAAAACAAGACCAAGGACAGUGAGGGUGCACAGCCACUGAACCUGUCGGCCAAGCCUAAGGCAUCCGAGAGCAAGUCACCCAACUCCCCCCCAACUUCCCCACAGGUCCCUGGUGCCGCUGCUGCCAAGCUGGGCCACGCCGGUUCCAUGAAGCACAGCAUCGCCCCCUCCAGCAUUGGAGGACCACCGACCAGAGUCAGCUCCAUAGACUUGUUGUCAUCGCUGUCUUCAACAGCCUACCUGAGCGACCACGAGGCGGUGAGCAAGGCCUUCGCCGAGGCCCGGCAGAUGAAGGAGCACCUGAAGCGGGAGCAGCAGGUCCUGGACGCAAAGGUGGCGGCCGUCACCAACCUUAGCCUCAACAACGGACGCACGGACAAGGACAAGGCCGCCUUGGAGAGUCUGAGUCAACAGCUGAAGCAGCAGGCGGAGGACAAGUUCAGCCACGCCAUGCUGGACUUCACCAUGAGCGGAGACUCUGACGGCUCCCCCAGCGUGUCGGACUCCAGGAUAUUCCGGGAGGCACGGGGUCGCGGCACUAGCGAGCCUCACAUCAAACGGCCAAUGAACGCCUUCAUGGUCUGGGCCAAGGACGAGCGGAGGAAGAUUCUGCAGGCCUUCCCUGACAUGCACAACUCCAACAUCAGCAAGAUCCUCGGCUCGCGCUGGAAAGCCAUGACCAACCUGGAGAAGCAGCCGUACUACGAGGAGCAGGCUCGCCUCAGCAAGCAGCAUCUGGAAAAGUACCCAGACUACAAGUACAAGCCGAGGCCCAAACGCACCUGCCUGGUGGACGGCAAGAAGCUGCGUAUUGGCGAGUACAAGGCCAUCAUGAGGUCCCGCAGACAGGAAAUGAGACAAUAUUUCAGUGUGGGGCAGCAGGGCCAGCUGCCCUUGUCCUCAGCGGGCGUGGUUUACCCAGGUGCCCUGUCAAUGGCGGGGAUGCCCUCACCCCAGAUGCCCUCUGAGCACUCAAGCAUGUCCAGCAGCCCCGAACCCAACGCCAACCACCACCAGAACCCCCACAUGCCCAGCUUGAAGGGGGGGGAGCCACGCAUCAAGCAGGAGCUGCGGCUGGACGACAGCAACGGCGACGCGUACGACGACUUUGAAUACGAGGACGAAGAGGUCGACUACACCAGCGAUAACGAGAACCAUAUCACCCAAUAGGACGCCGCGAGAGCCGCGUACUUUUAAAAGCCAAUCACAACUGGUUAACCCCCACCCCUUCAAAACAAUCCCAAACCCACCAAUCAGGAGGAAGAACUUUUGCCAAUCACUUUGACUCCCAAUCUCACAACAACCUGCCACCCUUUACCCACCUCCUUACUGACAUGGACUCUUUUAACAGAGCCAGACCCCAACCCUAAUACCCCUCUCCUCUCCCACCGGAGUCCUGAUACCAGCAUCUGAUCAAUCAACUGAAGCACAGGACCUGUCACUCACACUGACUGUUACACAAACCGGAGUCUGGGAGGAGGAGACGACCGGA